Molecule: messenger RNA, 2179 nt
Organism: Gambusia affinis (western mosquitofish)
Lineage: Eukaryota; Metazoa; Chordata; Actinopteri; Cyprinodontiformes; Poeciliidae
Product: coiled-coil domain-containing protein 110-like
Exons: 2
Coding region: 120-1838 (572 amino acids)
Source: RefSeq, a predicted model, not a curated record
ACUGUCUCCCAACUAGAGAUUGAAACUGAGAGCUUUUCAAGACAAGAAGUCAAAUCUUAACAAACGAAUAAAGAAACACAUUGAGAAGUUCUUGGAAUUGUCCAGAAAAAGAAUAAACAAUGAGUCAAAGCGCUAUGCCGUCAACUUCUGAUUCUGACCAACAAACAUUAGCAAAUGAGACUCAAAAGCUCCAGUGGAUCUUAAAAGAGGUUAACGUGAUGUCAACAGAGAGACAGGUUUUGAUAAAAUCAAAUGAGGAGUUGAAGGUUCAACUUGCAGAUCUACAAAAAGCCACAAUGGAAAAAGACAUUAUGCUUAGGGAGAAAGAGGAGGAAUUUAAAAAGCUUUUGGACCUCAACAAAACUUUAAAGGAGGAUAACAACACUCUGGAACAGAAAACUACCGACUUGGGCCAGAAAAACACUGCCCUGGAGAUUGAAAGAACCGCCCUGGAGAAGGAAAAAACCACCCUGGAGAUUGAAAAAACUGCUGUAGGGCAGAAAAGCAACACCUUUGAGCAAGUAAACGCCGCUCUGGAGAAGAAAAAGACCAGUUUGGAACAGAAAAUCGCCACCCUGGAGCAGGAGAAAAGCACCUUGGAGCAAAGAAAUACCGCCCUGGAGCAGGAAAACACUGCCCUGGGUCAGAAUAGCACCACCUUGGAGAAAAUAAACACCACCUUGAAGGAGGAAAACACAGCACUGUGGCAGAAAAACACCUCCCUGGAGCAGGAAAAAACUGCUCUGGAACAGAAAAGCCCCAUCUUUGAGCAAGCAAACACCGUCCUGGAGAAGGACAAGACCGCUCAGGAGCAGAAUACCAUUGCCUUGGAGGAGAAAAUUGUUGCCCUGGAUCAAAGAAACACCGACUUGGAAAAGGAAAAAAGUGCCUUGGAACAAAAAAAUACUGCCUUGGAGCAAAAAUAUACUGAACUGGAACAGGAAAAAGCUGCUCUGGAGCAGGAAAUUGCCACCUUGGAGCAAAUAAACAACACCCUGAAGCAGGAAAGAACAGCCUUAAGAAAAGAACAAAGCACCUUGAAGCAGGAAAAAUCUGCCCUGAAGCAGGAAAAUACCACCCUUAAGCAGGAAAACACCGCCCUUAAGCAGGAAAACACCGCCCAGGGUCAGAAAAACACCUCUUUGGAGCAGGAAAAAACUACUCUAGGAGAGAGAAACAUCAUCCUGAAGCAGAGAAACAUCAGCCUGAACCAAGUAAGAACAACCUUAGAAAGGGAAAAACAUGCCCUGAUGCAGAAAACAAUUGCUCUGAAACAGGAAAAUACUGUUCUAGAAGGGAGAAACACCACCUUGGAGAAGAGAAACGCUUUCUUGGAAAAGGAAAGAAUUGCCCUGAAGCAGGAAGUCUUCAGUUUAGAGCAGAUAAACGACAUCUUGGAAGACGAAAGCAACAUUUUUGAGAAGGAAAAAAACUCUUUUGAAGAGAAAAACACCUUCUUGGAGCAAACAAACAAGGCCAUGAAGUUGAAAUGCACCGGUCUGGAGCAAAAAAACACCGCGUUGGAGAAUAUAAUCACCGCCUUGGAGCAGGAAAAAGCUGCCCUGGAGGAGCAAAGCACUACCUUGGAGCAUAUGGCCACUGACCUGCAGCUUGAAUUGGAACAGCUUCACCAUUGCCUGAGGAACAGAAUGGAACAAUUGAAACCGGAGUCAUCAGAAGAGGAAACCCAAGGAGACAUCCAGCCAGUUUCAGACCAGCCAGAGGAGCAGAUGCCUGUAACUAAAAAGACUGAGAUACUGCUUAUUAUCCUAUUAUCUAAACCUUCACUCAAAUGGACACUUGAUGUGAGAGGACCCUGCGCUCUAAUAAACAAGUGACAAAAAAGUAGUUGCAGUGGCGCGCCCAAGACAAAGUGAGUACAUGCACGUCUGUUAAGAAAGUAGAGGUGUGACCCCGCUCUCAAGCAAAAUCAACUCACCACAUACUAAACUACAGAACCGAUGGACAGACUAAAUAUGAUGUCCAGACUGGGGCCUUUAUAAAUCUCCUUUAAAACUGGCAUAAAGAGCCAAAUGUUUUAACACAACUCACUAUUCUUACAGUUUUCUUUUAAUAUGUACAUAUCAAUCCUUAGUUCUCUGAAGAACUGCUGAUCUCAGGGGUCAUAUGUUUCUUUGCCCUUACAUUCCAGCUAAGAAUGUACAGGGCUGUUCAGGAC